GAUGCCUCAGCACCACCUGGGCUCCUCCUCCAUCUCCUCUCUCCUCCCUCCAACCUGUGGAUAGAAAAGGGCAUCAUAAGCCCUGAGCUGUCAAACCAGGCUCACGAAUUCACGAGUUACGAAGCUCCUCAGUUUUAUCUCACUCUGACUGACAGCAAAGAUGAGCCACGGAGACCGCUACACUUCGUCAUCCUACCGGAAGAUCUUCGGUGAUUCUCCGAAGUUCGCCGUCUCGUCCUCCCGGAUGAGCAGCCCGUCUCCUCGGUCCUCUCCGGGGCUCCGGUCCAUGGCCGCGUCCCGCAGCAGCGCGUCCUCUCUCGGCCUCUACAGACGGGUCGGCCGGUCCACCUCCUUCUCUCCGGUCCGCACUAACUCACUGGACCUCAGCCAGUCCUCCGUGGUCAACAAUGAACUCAAAGUCAUCAGAACUAACGAGAAGGAGCAGCUGCAGGGUCUGAAUGACCGCUUCGCCAUGUUCAUCGAUAAAGUCCGGCACCUGGAGCAGCAGAACAAGGUGUUGGAGACAGAGCUGGUGACGCUGCGGCAGAAACAUGGCGAGCCGUCCCGCAUCGCUCACCUCUACCAGCAGGAGCUGAGGGACCUGCGGUCACAGAUGGAGGAGCUGAGCCGGGACAAGAACCGCAUCCUGAUCGAGAGGAACAACAUAGAGGACGAACUGCAGAAGCUCAGUGUGAAGUAUGACGAGGAGGCAAGGGCACGGGAGGAAGCAGAGCAGACCCUGAGGUGCUACAGGAAGGACGUGGAUGACGCCACAGCCGUUCGCAUGGACCUGGAGCGCCGCGUGGAGUCGCUGAUGGACGAAAUCUCCUUCCUGAGGAAAGUGCACGACGAAGAGAUCCACGAGCUGAGCAGCAUGAUGGAGGAGCAGCAGGUCUCCGUGGAGCUCGAGCUCGAGCUCGCCAAGCCGGACCUCACCUCGGCUCUGAAGGAGAUCCGCAACCAGUACGAGUCCAUCGCCUCCAAGAACCUGCAGUCGGCCGAGGAGUGGUACAAGAGCAAGUUCGCCAGCCUCAACGAGCAGGCCACCAGGAGCAACGAGGCCAUGAGGGCCAGCAGGGAGGAGAUCAGCGAGUUCAGGAGGCAGCUGCAGUCUAAGACCAUCGAGAUAGAGAGUCUGAGGGGCGCCAACGAGUCUCUGGAGAGGCAGAUCACAGAGAUAGAGGAGGCACACAACGUUGAAGUCACAGCCAUGCAGGACACUAUUGGGCACCUGGAUACUGAGCUGAGCAACCUGAAGGGGGAGAUGGCCCAGCACCUGAGAGAGUAUCAGGACCUGCUCAAUGUCAAGAUGGCCCUGGAUAUAGAGAUAGCUGCCUACAGGAAACUGCUGGAGGGGGAGGAGACUCACUUUAACUCAGGGAUGUCGUUUGGUGCUGCCGGCUACAGCUACCAGACUCGAGGCUCAGCCAGCUCCUCCAGGAGCAGCCAGAGGGAGAAGGAAGGGACCAAGAAGGAGAGCGUCAAGGAGCGCAGUGAGGAUAAAGAUGAGGCAGACAUCAACUCCAACAACUGAAGGAAGACAGAAAAGUGUUAUACAUGUACAUGCAUAGCGAGAUCAUAGUCACAUACUGUAUUUAUUAAGGGCAACACUAAGACACGUUUUGGACUUGAAAUUGAAAAAUACAAAAUGUUAUGUUUUCCCUUGAGUGUAUAUGUCAGUAUUUAGAUGAUCUUUGGACCCUGAAAUGAGGAGUUUGUCAGUAUUACUAAGUUGUAAAUCUUCAACAUUAAACAAAGAAAAGUAACCCUGAAAAUCUAAAUCAAAUGUACUGUACGUCUCCAGCUGCAAAAUAUUGUACCAUAGUAAAUAUGUGACCAGGUAUUGAAUGUUUCAGGGAUGAAUUUCCAUUUUGCUGCUGUGUGUGAUUGCACUGAAAAAUAAGAUUGCUCAGAACCAAAUGUUAGCGUAUUUCCACUCCUCUGUUGUUGUAGCAUGUUUUCAAUGAACUUGUGCUACGACGUUAGUCAAGACUGUAUCAAUUGUCACAUUUGUGGAGAUGUUUUCCCUCUUGCUAUCAUAGUCAGAUACUCUAUAGUGGCAGAAAGAAUAGCCAUCAUAAUUUAAUACACAAUAAUUUAGCAGUGGAAAAUAUUCAAUGCAUCAAAUAGUACAUUUAGUCCACCUGUUAGCACAGAUCAUUUCACCUGGCUGCAGUGGAAAACAUCUCACUGUUGUUUCAGUUACGCUGAAUAAAGCAAUGAAUAAAAUGACUGAUAAAUUGUGA
Messenger RNA from Sebastes umbrosus (honeycomb rockfish), 2246 nucleotides. It is a transcript of the gene inaa, whose product is annotated as internexin neuronal intermediate filament protein, alpha a. Gene Ontology annotation, molecular function: structural constituent of postsynaptic intermediate filament cytoskeleton. Gene Ontology annotation, biological process: intermediate filament organization. NCBI's taxonomy places the organism in Eukaryota, Metazoa, Chordata, Actinopteri, Perciformes, Sebastidae. The record is from RefSeq and is a predicted model, not a curated record. The transcript has 5 exons. Gene Ontology annotation, cellular component: cytoplasm; intermediate filament; postsynaptic intermediate filament cytoskeleton. Bases 161 to 1534 code for a protein of 457 amino acids.